This is a messenger RNA of Triplophysa dalaica, 3874 nucleotides long. RefSeq names its product SAFB-like, transcription modulator (gene sltm). Gene Ontology annotation, biological process: regulation of mRNA processing; regulation of transcription by RNA polymerase II. Bases 763 to 3465 code for a protein of 900 amino acids. Gene Ontology annotation, molecular function: RNA binding; sequence-specific DNA binding. The record is from RefSeq and is a predicted model, not a curated record. Gene Ontology annotation, cellular component: nucleus. Lineage: Eukaryota; Metazoa; Chordata; Actinopteri; Cypriniformes; Nemacheilidae. The transcript is spliced from 17 exons.
GAAACCGAAGAGGAGGAAUCAGAGAAAGGACUCAUUCAUCAAUCCCCUCAUCAUAGGAUGCAUCCACCCACACAAUCUUCUGCAGAACUAUGAUGAUUUGUUGUGUUCGGAAAAAAGCUUCAGCAAGCCUUCUCAUUCUUUCUGCUGUUAAUGGACUGCUCCUGAAAUGGAGAAGGCAACAGGCAGUGUGCCUUUCAUGACGGUUCAGAACAUGAGACAUGUGAACAUCAUUCAAUAUAGUGAUGCUUUCUGAGCCCACACGGCCACGUCGCUGCUUGUGAACUCACUCAAGACUGGACACAGCUCGGUGGACACCCAUUUGUGUUACAGGGCAGCAUGCUAUGAACAGAUUUGGGACCUGUUUUUGAUUCUCCAUCAGCUGAAAAAUGAGAUGGACAUUCAAAGGGAAUGUUUGAAAGAAGACCCUAGCUCAGAUGUGUCAUAGUGUGACAUUUGGUGGGAGUACUGGCUUCCAAGUUCAACUUGGACUGAAUGCAUGUCCUAAAGCAGAAGAACGUAUGGCAGUCUCGCUCGAAUAUAAUGGCACCUUCAGAAUUUGGAUGAAGAUGUAGUGCUAUUGGAGUUGGUGUCAUCACCGAAGUGAAUAUGGCUAUGAUCACACAGAAGAUUGUUCAAGCUCUUCAUUUUUCUCUAAGGAAUGUGUUUUUGUAUGUAUACCUGUGGUAUCCUCAUCCACGAUGACCACUAAUACUAAACUUGCUCUCUAUUCUACUUUCUAGGUCACAUAGCACAGAGAUGUGAAUGUUAAACAAUGUGUUUUGCCAUGUUUUAUGCUUGUUAAAUCCCUCAGAUGUAACGGAUACUGAUGAUGGUACUCGUGAAAAUUCUAAAACCUUCUCCUGUGAAGAUGGCCUUGCAGAGCCUGAGGCUGAUGUGGAGCCCGAUCUUGAGGCAGAGGUGGAAACAGAGCCUGAACCAGAGCCUGAGCCUGAACCCGAGGCUGAAGCAGAGGUUGAGGCGGAGAGAGAAGCCGACCCCGAAUUCUCAGCAUUGGAGGCCAUGGAAAGCGAACCUGGCCCUGAGACUGUGAAAGAAGUUGAGGAUGACAAUAUAUCCGUCACCAUCCAGGCCGAAGAUGCAAUCACAUUGGAUGUGGAUGGCGACGACCUCCUGGAGACAGGUAAACAUGUGAAACUUCCAGAUUCUGAGGCAGAAAAGGGCUCCGAAGAAGCUGAGGUCUCUGCUGAGAUGGGGCAGGGCACAGAUUCGCUGGCUGAAGAGAUAGAUGACCACAAAGAUGGUAAGAGAGAUGAUGGGCUGAAGUCUGAUGCCGCUAAGAAGGACAACAGAGAAACCUCGAAGAAAGGAGAAACAGGAGAGAAGGAAAAGGAUUCUGGGAAGAAAGGCCCCUCUUCAACUGGGGCAACAGGUCAAGCAAAGAGCUCUUCAAAGGACAGGGAUGGAAAAGCCACGAAAGAUGAAAAGGGAGGCAGCAGCACCAGCUCUUCUCGCAAUCUAUGGGUGAGUGGUCUGUCUUCAAACACCAAAGCAGCUGAUCUGAAGAACCUCUUUGGCAAAUACGGAAGGGUUUUUAGUGCCAAAGUUGUCACCAACGCUCGUAGCCCAGGAGCCAAGUGUUAUGGUUUAGUCACCAUGUCAUCCAGCGCGGAAGUGACCAGGUGCAUCUCUCACCUCGACCGCACAGAACUCCACGGACAGCAAAUAUCUGUGGACAGGGUGAAAACUGACCCAUUUAAGAAGGACUUCUCAAAGAAAGAAGGGGAAGAGAAGAACAGUUCCAGUAAAACCUCUGGAGAAAAGCGCACUCCAACUGGAACCAAAACCUCCAGCAAGACUCAAGUUUCCUCUAAAAAGGAAGAGAAGAAACCUGAAAAACCCUCUGAGAAAGAUGGCAAAGAUGCCAAAAAGCCAGACUCCAAGAGCAACAAAUCUGACACAACGUUUAAUUCGGGAGCAGAAGCAUCUAAGAAAGACGAAAGGAAGCAUGGGCGAAAGACUCCAAGCAAGAUGAUCAUGAUUGACCAAUCUAAAAGAGAGCAGCCUUUUAAUAAAGCUCGACCUCCUUUCAGAAGGGGUGGAAGGUUUGAAAAGCCUGGUCCACUCAAUAUGAUGAACAGACGGCCUAGAUGGUUCAUACCACCUGAGGAGAUGGAGAUGAAGAAGGGCAGGCUCAUGCUCAACAAAGGGGGCAACAAGGACAUCCUUCCAUUUGAGAAAAUGAAGGAGCAGCGGAUGCGUGAGCGCAUGGUCAGAAUGGAGCGUGUUCGCAGGGCCAUGGAGCUGCGCAGACGGCGUGAGAUAGCUGAGAGGGAGCGUCGGGAAAGGGAGCGAAUCCGUAUCAUGCGCGAGCGGGAAGAGAGGGAUAACCUGAUGAGAGAGCGGCAAAGACUGGAAAUGGAGAGGCAGAAACUUGAGCGUGAGCGCAUGGAGAGAGAGAGAUUGGAGCGAGAGAGGAUUCGCAUCGAGCAGGAGCGGCGCAAGGAAGCAGAGCGUUUGAUUCGUGAACGCGAGGAACUGAGACGACAGCAGGAACAGCUGCGUUAUGAACAGGAGAAACGAAACAACUUAAAGAGGGGACGUGAUGUUGACCAGAGGAGGGAUGACCCCUACUGGAGUGGCGGUAAAAAGAUGCACACCGAGCCAGAGGGAAGGAUGAGUCAGGGUUCAGACUAUAACAACCGGCAGCAGAACCGCUUUAAUGACUUUCACCCUAGAGACCGGAAUCGAUACCCUCCCACAUCAACUGUGCAGUCCAACAACUUUGAUAGAAGAAACCGUUUUGACAAUGAAGCAGAUUCAAAAAAGAAUCGUCCCGCUCCACGUCGAGAAGGAUCCGGGUUUGAUCGUUAUCCUAAAAACUUUGAGCCUGUGAGGAGAGCGGAACCCCCACCACCUCCCCGCACAGAGCUGAGGGACAGUGACAGGCGAGAGAUUCGUGACCGUGAUGAGCGCAGGCAGGUAGCCAUGCCUGAUCGAGCAGCGGGAGGCAGAGCACCACCUCAAGCUAUGGCUCACUCCAGACCCCCCAGAGAUGGCAACCAUAGCUGGAAGAGCGAUGGGGGAUUGAACUCAAAACAAGAUGUCAGAGGAGCAGUGCGGCUGCGCCCAGAUCGUCCUGGCAGAGAAGGGCCCGGUCCUGCUAUGAGAGGGGCUUCUACAGCCAACCGAGGCAGGACCAGUUUCAACAGCCGAGAUGGAGGCCGGCCUGUUGUUAUGGGAGACCAGCAGCCUUUUGGCAGCGGCAGGCAGGUGGUGGUGGAAAGACACGGGCGUGAUCCAGGUCCCAGGAAAGACUGGCAUGGAGCAGCGGGGUCACAGAGUGGAGGAUUUCCCGAUAACCGCAGAAUAGGAGAGACUCGGCCGGGCAUGAUGGCACCACACUCAAACCAUCCUUCCACUGGAAUGAACAGAAUUGUGCAGAUCACUAAUGUUCCCAUGGCUGGUGGCAGUGGAGGAUUCAAACCCUUUAAAGGGCGCUUCUAGCAUUCAAUCAUUUUCAGCUUUGUUUUUAUAUAAUUUUGAACUUUGUUUUUAAUUGGCUGAACUACAGCCUUAAGAUAAUUAAAGGUCCAGUUUGGUUAAGUUUUCCAUUGUAAAGAGUUUUUGUUAGCCUACAUGUAGGUUUUAUUUCCUGAACUGUUUUUUGGUCACCUGUAAACAACCUUUGUGCACAUACAUGUUAUCCUGAAAUAGUGUAGGUUGUAUAGUGUACCUGUACAGCGUUUUUGCUUAAUGUUUAGAUAAUGUUAAAACCGUUCCAGUCACUCUUGUGCUUCGAGCAGACUACAUCGCGUGUGUGCGUGGAACUAGACAUGUCUGACUCCGUUAACAUUUCAAUUUGUGACUCUUUUUGAUGAUUCUACAAGUUGAUAUUAAAUUAUAUGGAUUACGA